Molecule: messenger RNA, 1626 nt
Organism: Kwoniella mangroviensis CBS 8507
Lineage: Eukaryota; Fungi; Basidiomycota; Tremellomycetes; Tremellales; Cryptococcaceae
Exons: 1
Coding region: 1-1626 (541 amino acids)
Source: RefSeq, a predicted model, not a curated record
AUGUCCAACAGAAUCAAUGCUUCCACUACCGCCACCCAAGAUCUUUCCAGACCAGUCUCAUCCUUAUCUACUCUAGACAAAACGCUUUCCCUCAUCUCUCGAUCGUUCUCAGAUCCAAUUGGAGCCCUCAGAUGGCUGUUAGGUCAACCUGCGUCCCAUUCCAAUACGAUCAAUGAGAUCGACUAUGACACAUUACUUGCAGAGAUGCGAGAAUUACGUCUGGCUUCGGAGACCUAUGAAAGACUUUCAGAAGAUACGACAAAGGAUUAUACCGCUCUAUAUGAAAAGUUUCAGAAUUUAGAAGAAGAGAACGAUAAUCUACGCCAAAGUCAGUCCACGUCUCUAAAUUCCGAUCCAGGUGAGGGGAGGCAGAUGGUGAGCUCUCACAAUUACACUAGACCAUGGCGAGGAGUGGGUGAUUCGGCUUUUGAAAGAGAUUUGAAGAACGAGGGAAGGGAGGUGGAGAGAGACGAAUGGGGGUUGGCGAAAUUGGAUUUGAAAGGUGAUCCAAUAGCCUUGAGACCACAAGAAGAUAAGAAAGAUGAGGAGAAAGACGAAGACGAUGCUGAUAUUAUCUCUUCCGAAGGACAGGAACGAGAACGAGAAAAUGAAUCGGGACAAGGUGGAUUAUCGGAUGUUCAACUGAAAAGUUUGAUUUCAAAUGCCAGAAAAAUCGAUCAUCUCAUCACAUGCACCAUUGGAUCGAUCCAAUCCCAAAUCACAGAAGAGCGAUUGAAAAUGAUGGAUCAAGAUGAAAUUACCAAGAGAGUUCUUGGUGAUUCGUAUCAGGUCUAUAAGGUCAAAAAUGAUCCAUUGUCUAAUCCUAAUUUGAAUGAAGGUGAACUAAGAAGAUUCGUUGAAGAAUUUCUAAGCGAUAGUAUUAAACACUGGUUCGAUUUUGAUAAUAAAAUAUCCCUCAAUCACAUACUCGACGGAAGUUCGCUCAAAAGUACUUCUGAAAUCCAAGAAGACGGGGUACAUGUAUUUCUCUCUAGUUCCAUACAGUCCAACGACCCUACCAGUGAUAGUACGAGCCAGAUAUAUGAAAGGGUAAUUAGUCUACCUAAGUUCCAUACGUCCCAAGCAAGAGAAUACUUUUCAGAUGCCGAGAGAUAUUUUGAAGGUGAGACAGCCAAUAGAUUGACUGAGAGUGUGAUUUCUCAAGUUCAAUCACAUCUACCUUGCGAUAUCCCUUCCGACGAAGGUGCAAAAUGGCAUAAAGAUACGAGAAAAGUUGUGAGGAAUUAUAUCACUGAUGUAAUGAUUCAAGAGAGGGGAAAGAGGGAAUUGCAAGGUAGAGUAGGUCAAGGUACACAGCGAUCCAUCUCUAUCGAGGUCUCUCCCAUCAAUCCCGCCCCUCCAGAGAGUCAGGUGGGGAGUGAUAGUAAGGCGGGAACAACAACGGUCCUGUUGGCCUGGAGGUCCUUAGAUGGAUUUUUUGAGAAACUUCCAUCCCCAAUCCAUCUCACUAUUGAUCCGUACCAACACUCGGAAGAUCAAGGAUCUCACGUGUUGGAAGAGAACAAGCCUGCUAAGGGAAGACGAAAGACGUAUAAGUUGAUGAAUGGGAGAGCUGUGAGGUUUAUGGAAUUUGAGGAGAAGCACGAUCCGAGUGAGGCGGAAUGA